This is a messenger RNA of Trypanosoma cruzi, 930 nucleotides long. RefSeq lists its product as uncharacterized. NCBI's taxonomy places the organism in Eukaryota, Euglenozoa, Kinetoplastea, Trypanosomatida, Trypanosomatidae. The record is from RefSeq and is a predicted model, not a curated record. The coding region runs from base 1 to 930 and encodes 309 amino acids. Gene Ontology annotation, molecular function: iron-sulfur cluster binding. The transcript has a single exon.
AUGCUUCGCCGGCCGCUCACAUUCACCACGGCCUCGGCGGCGGUAGCUUUUUCUGCGGUGCGCUUGUAUCGCAUUGUUCCCCACGUGUACAAUGAGAUUGAGGAGUUGGCGGAAACUCAGCAAGCCGGUCGCUGGUAUAUAUCACACCGUAAUUGUCUCCAGCAGCCGUUGAAACGGGCUGAAAUUAUGUGCGACAAACUGAACUACCGCGAAAAGCGUCGCAUGGGGAAACUCCCGGAAAAGUCGGUGGCACGUCGUUUAAGUCAAACGUACGCGGUUGACGGGAAGGUGCACGAGAGCAAGUACAAGACAAAGUUGAUUAAUAUCACAGUUGUUGGCUUUGACGGUCACCCGUAUCACUUUCGCAUGUACCCAAUGCCUGACGUCACGCUCAAUACGCUGAUUGAUGGCUCCGGCAUGUGCCACGGCUAUGCACACUAUUGGGGAAAGUGCAAUAACCCGGACUGUGCCGACUGGAACCAUGGUGAUGGCUGCAUGGUGAAUGUUGACAUUGAGACUCUUGACAAACUUUUACCCCCUAAUCGAUGGGAAUACACGUCGCUUACAAACUGGCGGUCUAUGGACCGUCCUGACAUUACCUACAACACACGCUUCAGCUGUCAGAUACCCGUCACUGAAGAACUUGACGGCGGUUUAUUUGCACUGAAACAGUACUGGACACGAGCCUUGCGUGAGUCUGUCUCAGACUGGGGGCUUGUGGAUGACAUGGGCACAAUUCACGGUGCGCGAAGCAAGAAGAUUGAGCCAUGGGCACCAAUCAUUGAGGAGCCCACAAAGGUGGACUUCCCCAUUACGUUUGACAUGCUGUGGGCGCAAAGCUAUCAGGAUAUUAUGAAGGCCAAAUACCCUGAUAUAAAGCGGAAGGACGGUUACCACACAAAACCCGAGAUGUGGGCGGCGUACGUUUAG